AUGAGUAACCCACAGUCAAUCGACAAAUGUGAUACCCCCGUGUCAGAACACGGCGGAAGCGAUCCUAUAUCUUUAGUAGAAGAUGUCAUACCCCCCAGUUUAGUACCCAGUAUUGAAGGAAAUAGCCAAAUCUGGCCUUCGGCGGUGAAAUGUGAGAUGGACAUACCGGCGUGGCACUUGGCUCUUGACAAAGCCGGACUCCUGCCGGAAUUCGACGAUGUCAUCACGGGUUUCCGUAACGGGUUCCCUCAAGGCAUCCCGCCACACUCGCUAGGCGAGACACUCCCUUACUUCACACCCCCCAACCACGCUUCUGCUUGGGAGGCAAAAGAUAAAAUCGAAGAAAAACUUCAAAAGGAAAUCCUUGCAGGAAGGAUGUUUGGUCCGUUCACACACGACCAAGUCCAAGAAAAAUUUUCCUUCUUUCGAUCCAACCCCCUCGGUGCUGUGAUCAACGGAGACGGGUCCUUGAGGCCGACGAACAACUUGUCAUUCCCACACGGUAACCCUCAAAUCCCAUCGGUCAACUCGUUCGUAGACCCGAACGAUUUCCCCACAACGUGGGACGAUUUCAAUGUCGUUUCGAGCUUUAUUCGUAACAUCCCUCACCCGGUCUCCUUCGCGAUUUUCGAUUGGGAAAAGGCCUAUAGGCAAAUCCCGACAGCAAUGGACCAGUGGCCCUUCCUGUUCAUCAAAACUUUCGACGACAAACUCCUACUUGAUACAAGGAUAACAUUUGGCGGAGUCGCAGGCUGUGGCUCCUUUGGCCGACCAGCUGAUGCAUGGAAACAAAUAAUGCUGCACGAGUUCGACCUAAUAACAAUUUUCCGUUGGGUUGACGAUAAUCUGUUUGUCAAGAACAUCGACUCUCAGACUCGAAUGGAAGACAUUGUCGCUAGAUCUAAUGAACUAGGAGUCAAGACAAACGAUGAAAAAUUUUCUCCCUUCGCAACCAAACAAAAAUACAUUGGUUUCAUUUGGAACGGAAUCGACAAAACUGUAAGACUUCCGAACAAUAAAUUGAUCGACCGGAUCAACCAACUGAAGGCAUUUGCCUCUAAAGCGAACUUCUCAUACAACGACGUGGAGAUCAUGACCGGUAGACUGAACCACGUAUCUUACAUGCUCCCGCAGCUACGCUGCUACCUCUGUAGUUUCUACAGGUGGAUGAAGAGUUGGGUUGUAAAGACUGCCCUCCGCGAACUCCCGGACGACGUGAGAAGUGACUUAGAACGGUGGAUGCACACUCUCCUGACCUUCAAGCCAACACGCUUGAUGCCCAACCCCGCGCCAACAGAAAUCGGGUGGGUGGGUGAUGCGUCGACCGGAUUCGGAAUUGGCAUCCUCAUCGGACACCAAUGGGCCCAAUUUCAGUUAGCGGAAGAAUGGCUACAAAGAAGGCGCCACGCAGGAGGAAUAGCUUGGCUCGAAACAGUUGCAAUAAGGCUGGGACUCCUGAUGCUAGAAUCCCUGGGAAUCAAACAAGGCAAGACUUUUAUCGUCUGGACCGAUAACACCACAACCGAGAACGCCAUUCGGAAAAGGAAAUCUAAGGAUCACGCCGUAAACGAAGAAUGGAAAAUCAUCCAGGAUUUACUAGUUAAACUCCAAGCUGAUCUAGAACCACGCAGAGUGAACUCAGAAGGAAAUGUGGCAGAUGGCCUGUCCAGAGGGGAGAGAGAUGGUCAUGAUGCAAGACACAUAGUCCCUGUAGUCAUGCCCCUUGAUUUAGAGAACCUGUUGUUUCAAGUCUUGUUUUAA
Puccinia graminis f. sp. tritici CRL 75-36-700-3 is the source of this 1761-nucleotide messenger RNA. RefSeq lists its product as uncharacterized. The transcript has a single exon. Lineage: Eukaryota; Fungi; Basidiomycota; Pucciniomycetes; Pucciniales; Pucciniaceae. Bases 1 to 1761 code for a protein of 586 amino acids. The record is from RefSeq and is a predicted model, not a curated record.